UCCAAUAACAACAGCCCCUCUGAUAACCAGCAGACUAACCCUACAACUGUAUCAAACCUAUCCUCUGCCCUUAAAAACGUCCAUAUAUCUCAACAACAACAACAGCUAAUAAACAACAACAACAACUCAAACAACCCCAAUAUAAACAACAUAAACAGCAUAAUAUCCUCAGAACAACAACAAUUAUUAAUACUGCAACAUCCUCAAUCAAGAAUCUCCCAGUUUUUCCAAAACCCUCCUCCUGAUGGCAUCACCUUAUUUUCUCAUCGUUCUGCUCCAAAUGGUUUCAAAGUCGCCAUAAUCCUAUCUGAACUAAAAUUCAAAUACAAAACAAUUUUCCUAGAUUUCAACAACGGCGAACAAAGAGCCCCAGAAUUCGUUAGAAUCAACCCAAAUGCAAGAGUACCUGCCAUAAUAGACCACUCAAACAAUAACCUAGCUAUAUGGGAAUCUGGUUCAAUUAUCCUAUAUCUAGUAGAAAAAUACAUCCAAUUAAACUUUUCCGGCGACCACAACUGUCUACUAUACUCAAACGAUUUAUCUGAAAAAUCUCAAAUCUUAUCUUGGUUAUUCUUCCAGACUUCGGGCCACUCUCCAAUGAUAGGUCAAGCCCUACAUUUUAGAUACUUCCAUUCCCAGUCUGUUCCCUCUGCCGUCGAAAGAUACACUGAUGAAGUUAGAAGAGUUUAUGGUGUCGUCGAAAUGGCCCUUGCUGAAAGAAGAGAAGCCUUGAUCAUGGAACUAGAUAUAGAAAAUGCUGCUGACUAUUCAAGUGGCAGAACACCAAUAUCUCAAUCAAGAUUCUUCGACUAUCCAAUAUGGUUGGUUGGUGAUCAUAUCACUAUAGCCGACUUGAGUUUUGUUCCUUGGAAUAAUGUCGUUGAUAGAAUUGGUAUCAACAUAAAAAUUGAAUUUCCAGAAGUUUACAAAUGGACAAAAUAUAUGAUGAGAAGACCUGCUGUCAUUAGAGCUCUAAAUGGUGAU
Ascoidea rubescens DSM 1968 is the source of this 984-nucleotide messenger RNA. RefSeq names its product glutathione peroxidase (gene URE2). Lineage: Eukaryota; Fungi; Ascomycota; Saccharomycetes; Ascoideales; Ascoideaceae. The annotation marks the transcript as partial. The record is from RefSeq and is a predicted model, not a curated record. Gene Ontology annotation, molecular function: transcription corepressor activity. Gene Ontology annotation, biological process: regulation of nitrogen utilization. The transcript has a single exon.